Messenger RNA from Limanda limanda (common dab), 2007 nucleotides. Its product is annotated as endothelial zinc finger protein induced by tumor necrosis factor alpha-like. The record is from RefSeq and is a predicted model, not a curated record. Lineage: Eukaryota; Metazoa; Chordata; Actinopteri; Pleuronectiformes; Pleuronectidae. Gene Ontology annotation, molecular function: DNA-binding transcription factor activity, RNA polymerase II-specific; RNA polymerase II cis-regulatory region sequence-specific DNA binding. The transcript is spliced from 4 exons. Bases 89 to 1831 code for a protein of 580 amino acids. Gene Ontology annotation, biological process: regulation of DNA-templated transcription.
UCCGGUCAGAAGUCGAUCUGGGUGAAGAAGAGAAACUUGUAAUAUUAAUAUAAUAAUAACAUGUAGAAGUGAAGUGAGACUCGGGCCCAUGUUGCGGGUGGAGGCGCUGGAGCUGCAGCUGUGUGCGGUGGUGGAGGCUCUGCUGCGGGGGGCGGUGACGGAGCUCCGCCGGCUGAUGGAGGAGGAGGACCGGGCCGACGGGAGGAGUGUGGCCGCCCAGCAGCGCUCAUCUCCGGCUGCAGUGAAGAGGGAGGAGGAGGUGGAGGUGGAAGAAGUGAGUCCACUGAGGCAGAAGUUGAAUGGAGACACAACGACCCAGUUUGCAGCUCUGAUGGAAACUUGGACCAAAGCUGCCGUGGAGAAAAUCCUGACGAUCCUGAAAGUGUCGAUGUGUGAAACCGAAGAAGAAGCCGAACCGAGCGACCAGAGCACGAAGCCGCCAGAGAGAUCAGCAGCCAGAAGAAAGAAGAUGGAGGGAGGACGGGAACCAGGAAUAAGGAAGAAGAACAAGAGAGUGAAUCACAAAGCUUCACAUGAGGAGAGAAUCUGUGGAUCUGAGUUUGAACCUGACGACUUGUUAACAGAUCUCAGGUCAGAGCCGGUUCCUGACUCCGCCCCCGAGCCGACCUCCGAUGUCAGGGAGGAUUUCACCGACGCUUCCACAUCCCAGAUCACACAGAGGAAGAAGACGACUGGAUCGGUCGAGUGUCCCUCGUGUCCCAAGACCUUCGCUCUGAAGUGUUUGAUGGAGAGACACCGGCGCUCUCACUCCAAACCUCACCUCUGCUCUCACUGUGGGAAACGCUUCUCGGUGCUCGCCGGGCUCAUCGCACACGCACGCCGCCACACGGGAGAGAAGCUGCACAAGUGCUCCGAGUGCGGGACGGAGUUUGCUUACAAGUCCACCUUCGUGAGACACAUGCGUCAGCACAGCCUGAAGACGGUGGACGCCCACGUGUGCUCGCUGUGUGAGACGCACUUCACCGACACGCUGGCGUUCCAGCGGCACCGGUGCUGCGCCCUGAACAAGACGUUUGUCUGCUCGCUCUGUCCGGAGACUUUCCAGUGCAGACAGAGUUUGUCCGAUCACGAGAACCUUCACUCAGGAGCACGAGACUUUGUGUGUGAGAUGUGCGGCGAGAGUUUCCUGUCGUCCUCGUCGCUGGCGACUCACCGGGUGACUCACCUGGAGGAGGAGUCCUGCUGCGACCAGCUCGGCCUCGGCUGCAGCGACCUGAGCGUCCUCACGCUGCACCUGAGCAAGCACGCCGGGGAGAAGCUCUUCACCUGUGAGGUCUGCGGCAAAGGCCUCAGUCACCAGAGCGCCCUGAAGCACCACAUGCUCACGCACACGGGCGAGAGGCCGUACAUCUGCGAGACGUGCGGCAAGCGCUGCAGCCACGCCAGCGCCCUGCAGAACCACAUGCGGCUCCACACCGGGAGGAAGCCGGGGACGCUGUCGGCCUGCGGCGUGUGCGGGAAAGAAUUCCGCCGCACGGCCCGACUCAAGUAUCACAUGAGCGUCCACACGGGGGAGAAGCCGUACGUCUGCGAUCAGUGCGACAAGAGGUUCAGCAACCCCAGCAACCUGCAGCUGCACAGGAGGAGCCACUCCGGGGAGAAGAGGUACGGCUGCAACAUCUGCGGCCGGAGGUUCACGCACCCCCACAGCCUGAAGGUGCACCGGCUGAUCCACAGCGGCGAGCGGCCGUACCGCUGCGGCGUCUGCGGGAAGGAAUUCAUCAACCGCAGCGACUGCAGGAGACACGAGAGGGUUCACCGAUCCGAGGGAGGAGCCGGGGGGGCACUGUGUGAAAACACUGAGCAAUGAAAACAUGAAGCAUCUCACUAACAUCUGAUCUGUAUCGUUUGUUUACAUGAAACUGUGAUUCACUGUUUGUGUUCGACGUGUUAAUGUGAAGAAGAAACUGUGAGACUAAAGAAAUGUGUUGAUUCUAUACAUCCCGUUUCUAUCACUAGGUGUAUUUGUCACUUUGGCUUUUAUAU